UGCUGGGGACUUGCAUCUGGCCUCAAUGUGACAUUAAGGUAGAAAAACACAUCUACAUAUGUGUUUGCUAUUAGGAUUUAGUUUAUUCACUGGUCAUGCCUGAAGAGUGAUGUUCGUCUCUAGACGGCUAACUGCCAGGAAAUAUAAAUGAUUGUCCUAGAAGUCAAGCCUCUCUCCUAUUUACUGGAGUGAAAAUCACCUCCAGAUAUCGACGGAAUAUCAACUACAGAAAAUGCUUCACGUUAUAAGGAUGCCAACCACCUAGAUUCAUGCGCCCUAUCUGUACAGUUGUUGUGGAUGGUUUGCCAUCUGAAAGCUCCUCAAGCUCUUAUCCAGGCCCUGUAUCUGUUUCUGAAAUGUCUCUGCUACAUGCUUUGGGUCCAGUGCAGACCUGGCUGGGACAAGAGCUAGAGAAGUGUGGCAUUGAUGCCAUGAUUUAUACUCGGUAUGUCCUCAGUCUUCUGCUGCAUGAUAGCUAUGACUACGACCUGCAGGAACAGGUAUUUACAUAUUUUAGAUGUUGUCCAGUGAAAGAGAAAGACAUUUUCGAUCUAACACUAGAGGAAAUGAAAAAACAGGCUGCUGUCCAGUGUCUUCGCUCUGCUUCUGAUGAAAGCUCUGGGAUUGAAACAUUAGUGGAGGAGCUUUGCUCCAGACUGAAAGACCUUCAGAGUAAGCAAGAGGAGAAGAUUCACAAAAAGUUAGAAGGCUCUUUGUCUCCUGAGACUGAUUUAUCUCCCACAGCAAAGGAUCAAGUAGAAAUGUACUAUGAAGCAUUUCCUCCUCUUUCUGAAAAGCCAGUUUGCCUGCAGGAAAUCAUGACUGUAUGGAAUAAAUCCAAAGUAUGCUCUUACUCUAGCUCCUCAUCUUCAUCCACUGCUCCACCAACUAGCACAGAUACAUCUUCUCCAAAGGACUGCAAUAGUGAAAGUGAAGUAACUAAAGACAGAAGUAAUAAAGUAUCUGCCACUGUACAGGAAAGAACCCAGCAGAAGAAAAGUAAAAAUGAGAAAGAAAAUAAGUUUAGUAACAACACUGUUGAAGAGAAGCCUGUUUUGUACAAAAAGCAAGUCCGACACAAGUCUGAGGGAAAGAUGCGUCCUCGCUCCUGGUCAUCGGGAUCCAGUGAGGCUGGCUCAAGUUCUAGUGGUAAUCAAGGUGAAUACAAGGCAUCAAUGAAAUGUAUUAAAGUACGACACAAAACAAGAGAGGUUCGAAAUAAAAAAGGGCGUAAUGGGCAAAGCAGGCUUUCAGUGAAAUCUGGUGAAAAGGCGGAUAGAAAAGUCCACAGCGGAAGCAGCAGCAGCAGCAGCGGGUCCAUCAAACAGCUGUGCAAAAGAGGUAAAAGGCCAUUAAAAGAAAUUGGAAGAAAAGAAGCUGGCGGUAGCGAUGGAAAAGAUUUGUAUUUAGAUAGCAGAAAUGAAAAGGAGUAUAAAGAAGAACCCUUGUGGUAUACUGAGCCGAUUACAGAGUACUUUGUUCCUCUUAGCAGAAAAAGCAAGCUGGAGACUACAUACCGCAACAGAGAAGAUAUAUGUGGUGUAACAUCAGAGGCUGUAGAAGAGUUGUCUGAAUCAGUGCAUGGUCUUUGUAUUAGCAACAAUAAUAUUCAUAAAACAUACCUCGCAGCAGGUACUUUCAUCGAUGGUCACUUUGUAGAAAUGCCUGCAGUUCUAAAUGAGGAUAUUGACCUCGCUGGGACCUCAAUAUGUUCUCAACCAGAGGACGACAAAUACUUAGAUGAUGUUCAUCUGUCAGAACUAACACACUUCUAUGAAGUGGAUAUUGAUCAAUCCAUGUUGGAUCCUGGUGCCUCAGAUACGAUGCAAGGGGAGAGUCGGAUUUUAAAUAUGAUUCGACAAAAGAGUAAAGAAAAAACUGAUUUUGAGGCAGAAUGUUGCAUAGUGUUAGACGGAAUGGAGUUGCAAGGGGAAAGUGCAAUAUGGACAGAUUCGACCAGCUCUGUUGGUGCUGAAGGGUGGUUCUUGCAAGACCUUAGUAAUUUAGCUCAAUUUUGGGAGUGCUGUUCAUCUUCUAGUUCUGGUGAUGCAGAUGGGGAAAGUUUUGGAGGAGAUUCUCCAAUCAGAUUCUCCCCCAUCUUAGACAGCACAAUGCUGAAUUCACACAUGCUUGCUGGCAAUCAAGAGCUCUUUUCAGAUAUUAAUGAAGGGUCUGGUAUAAACUCUUGUUUUUCAGUGUUUGAAGUGCAAUGCAGUAACUCUGUUUUACCAUUUUCUUUUGAAACACUCAACUUGGGAAAUGAAAAUGCAGAUUCUAGUAGCACUGCUAAUAUUCUUGGGAAAACACAGUCUAGAUUGCUAAUAUGGACCAAAAAUAGUGCCUUUGAUGAAAAUGAACACUGUUCCAAUCUUUCAACAAGAACUUGUAGUCCAUGGUCACACUCUGAAGAAACACGUUCAGACAAUGAGACUUUAAAUAUUCCAUAUGAAGAAUCGACGCAGUUUAAUGCAGAGGAUAUUAAUUAUGUAGUUCCUAGAGUGUCUUCAAGUUAUGUAGAUGAAGAAAUACUAGAUUUUUUGCCAGAAGAAACCUGCCAGCAACAAGCUAGAACUUUAGGAGAAAUGCCCACUUUGAUCUUCAAAAAAAAAUCUAAGCUAGAAUCUGUCUGUGGUAUUCAGCUAGAACAAAAAGCAGAAAGUAAAGACUAUGAAACUACACAAGGGUGUAGUGAAAGCAGUCCACAUGGAGAUGGCUACAGCUCAGGGGUUAUUAAAGAUAUUUGGACAAAUAUGGCAGACAGAAAUUCUGCAGCGAUGGUAGAAAUAGAAGGAAUAGAAGACGAAUUGUUUUCAACUGAUGUAGAUAACUAUUGCUGCUGUUUGGAUACAGAAGCAAAAGUUGAAACCCUCCAGGAGCCCAAUAAAGCAGUGCAGAGAUCAGAGUAUCAUCUUUGGGAAGGUCAGAAGGAGAAUUUAGAGAAGAGAGCCUUUGUCUCAAAUGAUUUAUCAAAAGUAGAUGGUGGUGACUAUACUACACCAUCAAAACCUUGGGAUGUUAACCAGGAUAAAGAAAACUCAUUUAUACUUGGUGGUGUGUAUGGGGAGCUCAAAACGUUUAACAGUGAUGGAGAAUGGGCAGUGGUGCCACCUAGUCACUCGAAAGGGAGCUUAUUACAAUGUGCAGCUUCUGAUGUAGUGACGAUAGCUGGUACAGAUGUUUUUAUGACUCCAGGUAAUAGCUUUGCCCCUGGUCAUAGGCAAUUAUGGAGGCCAUUUGUAUCAUUUGAACAGAGUGAGCAAUCAAAGAGUGGAGAUAACGGAUUAAAUAAGGGUUUUUCUUUUAUCUUCCAUGAAGACUUACUGGGAGCUUGUGGUAACUUUCAAGUUGAAGAACCAGGGCUUGAAUACUCAUUCUCUUCCUUUGACCUGAACAAUCCAUUUUCACAAGUUCUUCACGUAGAGUGUUCGUUUGAGCCAGAAGGAAUUGCAUCUUUCAGCCCUAGUUUUAAACCUAAGUCAAUUCUGUGCUCUGAUUCAGACAGUGAGGUUUUACACCCCAGGAUAUGUGGUGUUGAUCGAACGCAGUACAGGGCUAUACGGAUUUCUCCAAGGACUCACUUUCGCCCAAUUUCUGCAUCUGAACUUUCUCCAGGUGGUGGAAGUGAGUCAGAAUUUGAGUCAGAAAAAGAUGAGGGAGGUAUUGCUGUCCCUUCUCAAGUAGAUGUAUUUGAGGAUCCACAAGCAGAUCUCAAACCUCUGGAAGAAGAUGCAGAAAAAGAAGGGCAUUAUUAUGGAAAAUCAGAGCUUGAAUCUGGAAAAUUCCUUCCCAGAUUAAAAAAGUCUGGAAUGGAGAAGAGUGCACAGACAUCAUUGGAUUCCCAGGAAGAGUCGGCUGGAAUGUUGCCAGUAGGAAACCAAGAUCCCUGUUUAGAGUGCAGCAUGAAAGAAUCUCUAGAUGGGAGGGCGAUGGAGACUUCUAAAGUAAACUGCAGAAUAGUGGAGCCACGUGAGGAGACUAGCAGGUUUUGCAGUUGUAAAGCAGGGUGCCAUUUCCCCACGUACGAGGAUAAUCCUGUUUCUUCAGGAGAGCUUGAAGAGGUAUUGUGAUUACUGUCUAAACACUUUCUUAUAUUGAAUACUAAUCUGCAGAGAAUGAGUGGCAGCCAGGAAAAGCAGUGCUGGUGGGAAAAGGCGCUCUAUUCUCCCCUUUUUUCUGCAUCACAGUGUGAAGAGUGUUACACAAAUGCCAAGGGAGAGAAUGGUGUAGGAGAAUUUGCGGAUGUAAAGGAGAUAUCCAAUGAUGAUGAACAUCUCUUAGAUUUUAAUAUGGUUUCUUCUGUUUAUGAAGCAAGAUGCGCAGAUGAUAUAAAUGCUGAGGCAAAACCAAAUGGCUUCAGGAAGAAGAUCUACUCCAGUGAUAGCUCCAGCUCUGAAGACACAGCUUCAGAAGGUGGAAGCGAAUGGGCUGAUCCGUGUGAGGAGGAGCUUUUUUCUCGAACUCAACUAUAAAAACUGCAGAGUAGAACAGAUGAUUUGAAAGUAACAUGAGAUGGAAAACUAUCCUUCCUGAGGGUCUGUAGCUCUAAAACAACAACUUGAGUUUCCUCUUCAGUUAAUGGAUUCAGAUGUGUAUUUAUCUUUCUCUUCUUGCUUAUUUUAUAGAUGAGGACACAGCUGUCCUGUUGAAGAUUUUUUUUUUCCCCAAAAAAACUGUUAAAUUCUUGGCUAUUUGAACUAGACUAGAUUGUGUUGUCAAAUCAAGAAUGGAUGUGCAUGUGCUUGUCUUAGUAGUACCACUGCUUUUUUGCAUCUUAAUUGCAGUUAUUUUCAUUCGUAACUGUAGCCCUACCACUAUUACUAUCUUCUUAGCAUCGCAGUGUCUGCAACUACUUCUGCUAUUCAGAGACUUCAGCUUUCUGCACAUUAGGCUUUGUUCUUUAAGAACUGGGAGAUAAAUACUUAACACUGUAAUCUAUCAGUGCCUUUCUGAACGCAGGAGAGAAGCAUGAAUGACUUGUCCAGUCUUCAUUCAGUAAAUCUCAUAACUUUGAAGUAGGAACAACAGGGUUGUGCUUUAGAGACUUACAGAAACUGUGUUUUCUAUCCUGAUUCCCCCCUCCCGCAAACCAACACUGAGGAUACCAUGGUUUGUAUUUUUGCUAACUGGAGAAGCCAAGGAUUUUUUGUAGGUAUGCAGGAAAUGUGGGGUUUUUUUUCCUUUUUUUUUUUUCUUUUUUUUUUGUCCUUUUUGGCAACUUGCCGAUGUGGGGUGGAAGUUUAAAAAGUAACACCAAAAAGAAUAAACCACUGGGGUGAUGUGUGGAUUGUUGUGAAUUUUGUAACGAGUAAUGAGAAUGUUGUCUUGUUGCAGAUGAUGGCAUUCGUGUAACCUGCAAAAGCAUCCUAUACUGAACUUGAGCCUGAGUGACUGAAACUAAAAUCUAAAAUGCUCAGUGUGUUCAAUGUGUUAAAUGCAAAGGGUCAGUGCUUCACUUGAAAGAAAUCCUGUGGCUGCUGCAGUUAGCUGCUGUUGUGGCUGUAAUUUAGUAAAUCUCGUAGUUCAUUUUGUGUUUCUGAGAGAA
Opisthocomus hoazin is the source of this 5542-nucleotide messenger RNA. The record is from RefSeq and is a predicted model, not a curated record. Lineage: Eukaryota; Metazoa; Chordata; Aves; Opisthocomiformes; Opisthocomidae.